This is a messenger RNA of Triticum dicoccoides, 2086 nucleotides long. RefSeq lists its product as uncharacterized. NCBI's taxonomy places the organism in Eukaryota, Viridiplantae, Streptophyta, Magnoliopsida, Poales, Poaceae. Bases 90 to 1784 code for a protein of 564 amino acids. The transcript is spliced from 7 exons. The record is from RefSeq and is a predicted model, not a curated record.
CUCACAUCCCCCCUAGCCCCCCACCUCCCCCAUCUCCCCUGCCAGCUCUGCCCGCUUCUUGGCUCUUUGCUCCACGAGAGGAGCACGCGAUGGACGCCAGUGCGGCGUCGGCGGCGGGCGCGAGGGGCGUGGCGGCGCUCCUCGUCGCCGCCCUCCUGCUCGGCGCCCCCGUCUCCGCGUCGGCCGCGUCCUCGUACCCCGCAAAGGUUCUGGGCGGGCUCCUGACCAGCACGGCGACGGCGGUGGCCAAGAAGCUCUGGUCACUCAAAUCGACCGCCAGGACGGCGACGGCGGCGGCGGCGGCGGCGUCCGGGAGGUCGAUGGUGAAGUACGAGGGCGGGUACGCGGUGGAGACGGUGUUCGACGGCAGCAAUCUGGGGAUCGAGCCGCACUCCGUCGAGCUCACCCCCGCCGGCGACCUGCUCCUGCUCGACUCCAUGAACAGCAACCUCUACAGGGUCCAGCUGCCGCUGUCCCGAUAUAGCAGGCCGAAGCUUGUCGCUGGUUCGCUUGAAGGAUUAUCUGGUCAUGUUGAUGGGAGGCUCCGAGAGGCCAAGCUGAACCACCCUAAGGGAUUUACAGUUGAUGACAGGGGCAACAUUUAUGUUGCAGACGCUAUGAACAUGGCAAUAAGAAAGAUCAGUGAUACAGGGGUCACAACCAUUGCUGGGGGGAAAUCAAUGAGAGGUGGGCACAUGGAUGGACCCAGCGACGAUGCAAAAUUUUCAACCGAUUUUGAAAUCCGCUAUAUCAGCAGUAGCUGCUCCCUCUUGGUCAUUGACAGAGGAAACCAAGCAAUUCGGGAGAUCCCACUCCAGCCUGAUGACUGUGAAUAUCAGGAUGAAGCUGGUUUCCCUCUAGGUGUUGCCUUGCUUUUUGCUGCUGGUUUCUUUGGUUACAUGCUUGCGUUGCUCCAGCGCCGUGUUUUAGGAAUGGUCUCAGCAACAGAGGAACCUCAGAUGCCUCCAAGACCAAGCAAUGCAAGCAUCCCUCCGUAUCAGCCAUACCAACCAUACCAGCAGCCAUUCAAGCCUUCGUUUCGCCCGCCGCUGAUCCCGAAUGAAGACGAAGCUGGGAAACAUGAAGCUGAAGAGGGAUUCUUCACCUCAGUGGGCAAGCUCAUGGGAGGAGCAAAAUCAUCCGUGGCAGACAUGUUCUCCCGAAAGAAGCGCCCGGCAAGACAGCACCAUCAGCACCACCAGCAGCCAAGAGGUAGCCAUUGGCCAGUGCAAGAAAGCUACGCCAUCCCGCACGAGGAGACGCCUCCGCCGCUGGACUCGAGAGGGCCAACCCCUCAGAAGAACUACGGCUUUGUGACGACGGAGCCUGAGAAGGCUCACCACGUCCGGCACGGGCAGCCCUAUCUCGGCGGCUGGGAUGCACGCGGCCCUCAUCAUCAGCAGCAAGUGUAUCCCCACCACCAGCAACAGCAGCAGCACAGACAGCAGCUGGAGCAGCAGGUGUACCGGCAGCAGCAGCAGCACAGGCAGCCGCCGGAGCAGCAGGCGUACCACCUGCAGCAGCACCAGCACCAGCAGAGGCGGCAGCCGGAGCAGCAGAUGUACCAGCUGCAGCAGCACAGGCAGUACUCCUCCGGGCCGCAGACGUUCUACGAGCAGAGCUGCGAGACGACGAACGAGGUGGUGUUCGGCGCGGUGCAGGAGGUGGACAGCAAGCGGCGCAUGGUGGAGAUCAAGGCGGUGAACUACGGCGACACCUUCUACGAGCAGUACGGGAUGCGCUACCGCAACAACUACAUCGGCUACAACAGCAACAACUACUGACUGACUGACGAUCCACCCUUCCAUUUACAUUGUCCUUCUUCGUUUCUAUUGCUCUUUUGCUUCUUUGUCAGUAGUACAUGGUCGGUUAGAUUUACCGCUAGUUCUUAAGUCCCUUGUCUUCUUCGUUCCUCGAGGGCUCAAGGAAUGUAAUGCAACGGGAGGAAAAGAGGAAGUAGAAAUUGGUAGUCUCAUGCCUUGCUUAGAUUGUGCAAUGGGAAAGCUGGGGUUUUGGUAUUGUACACUGAUGAAUGGUGAUCACAGAUUUCUGGCCUUCUUUAUGUAUGUAUAGCACUAAAGUCUCA